ACCUCUGGCUGAUCUCUAUUUCCUGUCUCAGCUUGACAAUCUGUCUGGGGGCAUAGUAUCCGCCCCGCAGACACACUCCACCAUACACCAGCGUCCCCCGCCCCACACACACACCCGGGUUGCACACCACAUUGCAGCCCGUCUGCACGCCGUCGCCCAGUACGGCGCCCAUCUUCACCAGCGAUGUGUCGAACACAUAGUCACAAUCCUCUCCCGCCGAUGGCUUGAUGCUGAUCGUGACUGUCCUGACGUCAGCAGCUGUCGUGUGCUGCUGUUGUUGUGUGUUGAUGUCCUCGAGGCUCAUCAUGGGCAGGUUGGAGAGCUUGGUGCCCGCACCCAGGUUGACACGCGAGCCGAUGAUCGAGCCGCCGACGUAGUUGAAGUGCGGUGCGUGUGCGUGGGGCAGCAAAAUGGAGUGCUUGCACUCGCUCGAGUGGCCCACGAUGGCGUGCUCACACAUGACCGUGUGGCUCCGGACGUACGCACCAUGACCCACUGUCGCCUGCACACCAGAGAAACACACACACAUGAGCAUGAAGCAUACCGGUCAGUGCACUCGGUCACUUACAUUUGGUCCGAUGUAGCAUGGUCCCUCGAUGUGAGCCGCAGGGAAGACCGUCGCAGUGCGAUGGAUGAAGGCCGGGCCCUUGGACUCAUCCACAGUGUAGCCACACACGUGGCCGCCCUCCCUCUCCCUCUCCUCUUCCCCUUCCUCUCGGCAUCGCUCAAUGGCGGCCGGCAGACGCCCCGCCAAAUGAGUGAGAGGCUCCGUCACCAAUGUGCAGCCGCCGAAGAGCGAUAGGAUGACUCGGCUGUCCGCCUCAUGACCAAUGUUCUCGAUCUCGAAGUAGUGAGAGAUGGCGAGCCUUUCGUUGACAGCCGGCGGCAU
Molecule: messenger RNA, 889 nt
Organism: Vitrella brassicaformis
Lineage: Eukaryota; Vitrellaceae
Source: the annotation of a GenBank genome assembly